GCCCCAAGGUUCAGCUGAUAGCAUUCUACGGUAUUUACUAGUUUUAAAUGGGAAACGGAUACUACUGACUGUACAGUUACAGUGUCUAUGGCGAUCUAAUAGUACUGUAGUUGUGUUAAAUUUGGGCUUUCUCGUUUUACCAUUUUCGUUUCCUUGCUUGCCGGCAGGUUUAUCAGGCCAUGCACUGUGUCGGCCUGUAACGUCUGUUCUAGACUGGCGUCAGAAUUCAGUACAGUACUUCUGAAGUAUUGAUCAUUGCUUAAUUUAGAAGCGGAUUGUUGGACGGAGUCCUCGAAAGUAUUACUGUUAGUAUUGCUCACUGCUCCUGACUUGCGAAUAACAUUCAUAAUGGGAAGUCAAUGUCAGCCAUCAAAUCUCUCCGAGGGAUUACUCUUCGGAUUAGGGAACCCGCUGCUCGAUAUUACCGCCGCAGUAGAUACGCAGUUUUUGGAAAAAUACGGCCUAAACGCUAAUGAUGCGAUCCUCGGCGGAGAAAAGCAAAAGAACCUUUCCCACGAUAUGGUGGAGAAGUACAAAGACGUGAUCUACACUGCCGGCGGUUCAUGCCUGAAUUCCUUCCGGAUUGCGCAAUGGCACUUGCGGAAGCCGCAUGUUGUCACCAACACCGGCUGCGUCGGCAACGAUGAGUUUGGACGGAUUCUGCAGAAGCGCGCUCUGGAGGUUGGCGUGAACGUAAAGUUCCAGAUUACGGACAAAGAACCCACCGGUACAUGUCCCGUCCUAGUCACCGGGACCCACAGGUCGUUGGUAGCCUUCUUGAACGCCGCCCUUUGUUUCGACAAAGAGCAUUUAAAAGAUGCUGAUAUCAAAGAUUUGAUCGAGAAAGCACAGUUUUUCUACACCACGGGAUAUUUUCUUGUUGUCAGUCUUCCAAGUCUGUUGGAAAUUGGCCAGCACUGCCUUCAGCGGAACAAGUGUUUCCUUUUUAAUAUUUCAGCUGGUUAUGUCUGCGAGAGUUACAAGAAUUCUGUGGAACAGCUGUUGCCCUACGUAGAUGUGGUAUUUGGUAACGACCAGGAGUUUACAGCCUUCUCCCAUGCCUUUGAUUUGGGGACAACAGAUAUGCAUGAAAUCGCUAAGAAAGUGGCGGUCAUGCCUAAGCUGAACAGUGCCCGAAAGCGCAUAGUUGUGAUUACUCAAGGCCCGGGCAUAGCGUUGGUGUGCCACGAUGGCCUAACCAUUGAUGAGUAUCCAGCCACUCGCAUCCCCGAUUCGGAAAUCGCUGAGACUAAUGGAGCGGGAGAUGGGUUUGUUGGCGGAUUCCUGUCACAGUUUAUCCAAGGUGCCUCGCUUGCCCAAUGCAUGGCUUGUGGACAUUACACAGCUGGACAAGUAAUUCGUCAGCACGGAGUGAAUGUGCCUCCUGAGCCAAAUUUCGUUUUCGCGGACAGUCAACAGACUUGCUCUUAGUCGACUCUUAGUGUUUUAAUUUAUUUCUGAGUUUCUUUGUUAAUUCUAUUAUUGAAGCUCUCUACGUUAAACUGCUAUAAAUAACUUUUUGGAAGCUUGAUACGUCAAGGCAAUUAACUCUGCCAACAGCAUCUGUAAAAGACAUUGUCGAAGUAUAACCAUUUGCGAUUUUUGCCUUGGGAUUUGCUUUAAAUGGAUUUGUGUUACUGGUCGUACCUCACACAAGUUUAAAAUUCAAACUAAAUUGCUCCGCGUCCGGUUUUUGUUGUUUUCCUCCGUACGCUUCUUGCUAUAUUGGUUACAUCUUCAAGAAAAUGCAGUGACGAUUA
Molecule: messenger RNA, 1760 nt
Organism: Paramacrobiotus metropolitanus
Lineage: Eukaryota; Metazoa; Tardigrada; Eutardigrada; Parachela; Macrobiotidae
Exons: 6
Coding region: 349-1431 (360 amino acids)
Biological process (GO): purine ribonucleoside salvage
Cellular component (GO): nucleus; cytosol
Molecular function (GO): adenosine kinase activity
Source: RefSeq, a predicted model, not a curated record